Pyricularia oryzae 70-15 is the source of this 1490-nucleotide messenger RNA. RefSeq lists its product as uncharacterized. The record is from RefSeq and is a predicted model, not a curated record. The coding region runs from base 1 to 1449 and encodes 482 amino acids. The transcript has 3 exons. Lineage: Eukaryota; Fungi; Ascomycota; Sordariomycetes; Magnaporthales; Pyriculariaceae.
AUGGGGCAGAAACAUUCUGUUCUGGAGCCACCCCCUCCAGUAAACACAUUUGACAAAUUCAUCGACAAGUUUCGGUGUCACGUCAAAACCAUCACUUCAAGAGACAAAAAAUGGUUGGACGCCAUAUUUACCGAAUUCGGCUGCACCGAGUCGGCCACGUCUGCCGCGGUCUGGGACGAAUCGAGCCUGUCGCGGUUCCUCCACACCGUCGUCCCAGAGCCGCUGUGGCCCGACAUCGAAGACGCCGUUCCGCUUCUGCACCGGUGCCUUGUGCGCCUCGGCGCGUACCCGUACCACAACGUCCCACCAUACGGGCCGCUGACCGCCGACGUGGCGCUGGUGGCCAUGGGGAUCAUUCACAACCAUGAACACAGAGGGCGAUGGAGCCCCAUCUCAUGGGAUUGCGACCCCGGCGACCUGGACCAGGAGUGGGCCGCGUGGGCGUGUCGUGUAUUGUUUCAGUGCAUGUCGAUUGCCGCGGCCGGUGCGGCCGAGGAGCCCGCCGCGAGAACCGACGCCGACGACCGGGAUCUGCUUGGGGCCCACGAGACAGUCGAAAGGUGGAACUACACACGGGAUUGGGAGAGGGCCCCCAAGCGCAUCUCACGUGGCGAGCCCAUCGUCCAGGUCCGGGAUCUGCCUUCGUCGCGAUCUCAGAGCACACGCGGUAUGAUACCACAAGCCGAGUUCAGGUCGCUGGUCAAGCUGCUGCUCUGUUAUCAGCUCUGCGAGGCCGGGUACGAGCCAGGCCUGAUCCUCGACCAGGUUGAUCGAGAUCUGAGCACGGCGACCGACUGCGUACUUGCCGCAUUUUCGACCUCUGAUUCCGAACAACGUCCUGGCAUCGGGUGGGAUGCGUUCCAGGCAGGGACCAUUACAAUUGGGCCGAACCUGUUCCAAAGUCCAUGUUUUGCGUGCUUGCCCUAUUCUCCAUCCUCCAGUUUGGACGACGAACGAGGUUCAAUGCCGAGCAGUCCUUUGAGCACCAAAGACAUGAUCACAUGGACAAAGGGAGCGUUUUUGCCACCAACAUCAAGCAACAAAGGCUUACCCGAGAGGCCCAUACUGAACAAUGUGGCAACUCUGUCGCAGCUUCUAACCGUCUUCCCCACGCGGUUUGAACGCCCGCUAGAAACCGCCGUGUACAGAAUUCCAGGUGCCGACUGCGACCUCGGUGCGCUCUACCGCCAUCUGACCUUUUGGGACGAUCCCACCGUUCUUUUGAUAUCCGCAGCCAGCCUACCGGAGAGGACAGCAGCACAAAAGCCAGGCCCGAGCCCGGGGUCGUCGCUGUGUCUGGGCGCCGUCUACCCAACUCAAGAGUGGGAUCGGGAUUACUGCACCGGUACCAUGUUCCAAGUAGCCCCGUCGCCCACGAGUAUCUUGGGGCGCAAAGACGGUGGCAUCCAGGCCGAGCUGGACCUGUCGGCCUCGCAGUUGACCCUUUAGAUGGGCGAGACAGCACAGAUCUGUCUCCAGGAGGGCGGCCG